CUGUGUGGCGUCACACACACACACACAAAAAAAACGUUUUAAAAACACAUUUCAUUCCCCUCUAAAAUGUUUAAGUGUAAGGUAGACUUGUUUUUGUGGACGAUUUAGUCACGCCGGUCGCAAAUAGACGACGCUUUUUGCAGCAGUUUGCCACACUUGACGGCUCACUUCUUCGUUCCUGAUUGGCUACAUGCUCCUUAUCCGAAGUGCACGGCUAAUUGGCUAGCUGCAUUUUGUUCCAAGUAUGAAGCUUUGAGUAGUUUUUAUAUUGUUUUCUUUUCAGCGGUUGCUCUCACAACGCACCAGAUACAGUUUGUGACGUUUCUGCACCGAGGAGUUUGAUGCCGGUUGGGCUGGACUGAAAAAUGCACCCAAAACACAAAGGGCCUUCCAGAACUGCUGUACAUUAAUCAAGGGGACGCAGGAGUGGCUGCGCAAUGUGACAGGAUGCUGAACCAUCACUUCAGAAGGAACCCGGACCUGCAGGAGGAGCUGCAGAUCCAGGCGGCGGUGGCAGCCGGCGAUGUCUACACCGUACGCAAGAUGCUGGAGCAAGGCUACUCUCCCAAGAUCAGGGACGCCAACGGCUGGACACUACUGCAUUUUUCCGCCGCCAAAGGCAAGGAGCGCUGCGUCCGUGUCUUCCUCGAGCAUGGAGCGGACCCAACAGUAAAGGACUUCAUUGGCGGUUUCACGGCGCUGCACUACGCAGCCAUGCACGGACGCGCACGCAUCGCUCGCCUUAUGCUGGAAUCAGAGCAUCGUGGCGACAUCAUCAAUGCCAAGAGCAACGACGGCUGGACGCCACUGCACGUGGCUGCACACUACGGGCGCGACUCAUUUGUGCGCCUGCUCUUGGAGUUCCACGCCGAUGUAGACCCACUGAGCGACAAGGGCACUACGCCACUGCAGCUGGCUAUCAUCCGAGAGCGCUCGAGCUGUGUGCGGCUGCUACUCGACCAUCACGCCAACAUCGAUGUGCAGAACGGCUUUCUGCUGCGCUACGCCGUCAUCAAGGGCAACCACGCGUACUGUCGCAUGUUCCUACAGCGGGGGGCAGACACCAACCUUGGGCGCGUGGAGGACGGUCAGACACCUCUUCACCUCUCGGCUCUGCGUGACGACGUGCUUUGUGCACAGCUUCUCUACGCCUACGGAGCUGACACAAACACGCGCAACUAUGAGGGCCAGACGCCGGCCGCCGUUUCAGCCAGCAUGUCCCGUGCCAGUCGUCCCUGCCUCGACUUCCUGCAGGAGGUUACACGCCAACCCAGGACAUUGCAGGACCUGUGUCGGAUAAAAAUUCGUCAGUGCAUAGGCCUUCAAAGCUUAAAGUUCCUGGAGGACUUGCCUAUUGCUAAGGUGAUGAAGGACUACUUAAAACACAAGUUUGACAAUGUCUGACAGAGGCCUGGAACUCUCCAGGCAUCAGCACAGGAACAGAUUCUCUAGCAAAGACUAUGCAACCUCUCAUUUUCCUUUCUGUUCUCAACCUCAAGCAGCGGGUUGUUUUCUACAACCAUGCGUGAUGUUUUUCUGUAAUUUAAUCUGGAAAUAUAGCCAAGCUAUUUGUCAUGGACACUGAUCCCCAGCUUGUGUUCAUCGUUUGACUAUUGAGCCACAAAAGGAAAAAAAAAAUCGACAGAUUUUAUUUUAACGAAGUUCAGUCCAAGUAUUAGGUUGGAAUUAAGGGUGGGUAUCAAAAGCUGAUAUUAUUAUGAGCUUGUAUCAACCCAACAUCAUGACUUUGUGUGCUAUUAAAUAUAAUUAAAUUAUUUGAAUAUGGAAUUUUUUUUUUUUUAAUUCAAGCUUUUAUAGUAAAUAGAUUCUCAAAACAAUCUCCACAAUACUAAUUUACUGAUGCAUAUUUCAUUCACCUAUUCACUUUUCUGUGAGCAGCAAAACAUUAAAGGUAUAACUAUUUCAGAUUUUUGAAGGAUACACGUGUACUUAUAAGUCAUCAAACCCCUAGUUUCAAUUGUAUAAUAGAUCAAGAAACAAUCCCUUUUACUAACUUACUGACCUUUUUUUUAAGAUGAUGUGUGGGAUUUGAUCUUUUCAUACAAAAUCAAGUGAAUUGUGCACCUUCCACUCAUUAACAAUUCAGCACGGUUUGAAGGUGCACGGAGUUAAUAGUGACAUUAAACACAAACAAUUUGACUUGUGAAACAAGCAUUAAAACUGUGAUUUGAACUUUUUCUUCAGUUUUCCCACUUGAAGUCUUGGUUUCCUCAUGUGCUACUCAUUAACAAGGACUACACUAUGUAUAUAAUUGUGUCAUAUGUACAGCAGAUAUUUUUCUAGAAUUAUUUAAGCUAUGAACUCUUGUAUCAUAAAGUGUUAAGGAUUUUUGUUGAACAGUUGUGUGGCGCCUUUUUUUUUUUAAGUCUUAAUUUUUUAUUUUUUUUUUAGAAUUGAAACACAUUUGACAAACUAAUUGGGAGCAAUUAGUGAAAUUGUGGAAAUCUAAUUAAACAUUUCCCUCUAUCAGAUUUAUUGAAUGAGAGGUUUUUGGAAGUUGGCACAUGGUUUAAAAAAUGUUCUAUGCUCACUGUACAAGGCCCAUAGCAUUUAGUCAUGCCUUGACGUGGGUGGAAUCUCGGGUUGCUCAACAACGUGUAUUUUUCUCUGGUGUGUCAGUUGUUAUUAAAUUAAUUUGACUUUUUUUGUAAAAUACACCAGUAUAAUCUAGUAAGGUAAUUAUUCUGUUCGUUUCUUACAGCUUUAGUCAGAAAAGUAUGCGUAGUUCCACCUGUAAUGAAGCAACCACGUGCCUAUAACUGGUUAUACAAUAUUUAAGUUAUUUCACGAAAUCGAGUCAUACUGUACAUGAGCUGAUAGUUGGCUAUAAGCCAUGUACGAUGAGAUUGAGUGGAAUAACUGUUUUAUUCUCUCCACAUUCACUGGAUUUUGAGAAAUGGAGCAUUUUUUUUUUUUUUGCAAAUUCGAUAAAUAAAAACUUUUAUACAAAACGUUCGACAAUCAUUUCCACUUAGAAUGUGAACAAACUGGCGAAAUGACAGUAGCAAUUUGUGAAAAAUGCUAUAAUAAUUCUUGAAAAAUAAAGAUGUUCUUACCAUCAAAUACUUUAAUUUCAUAUUUUGUUGGGUUUUUUUUUUGGGGGGGGUGUUCUGUUUUCAAGUGGAGUUUUUAUUUCAUCCUCGGUUGGUUCAGCAACGUGCUCUGCCAUUUUGUUUUUCUCUACUCACAGUAUAUGAGCUGAUAGUCUAGUAGUAAAGUAGCUGAUUGCUCAUAGUAGUAUAGUGUGUGAUUGCUCAUAUCCAGUGAAUGUGGACAUAAUAAUUUCCAAUAUUUAUAUUGCAGACAGGUCAAAGUGUGUUAGUUCUAUUCCCAAAGCAGUCUGGCCAUCCCUUUGGAAGGCAGUCCUUAAUAAAUCUCCUUAUUGAUGACACAUUUUGAAGGAGCAUUGUACGUGGAAGUUCCUUCAAAUCCAAAAGGUGAUACGAUUUGUAAAUCAGGAUAAAAGGUUGGGUAAAGGAUGUGGGAAUUUUAAAAGGAAGUGUAUAUGGCUGGAUGAUGUUUUUUAUUUAGCUACGUACUAAUAAAAUGACAGUUUAUUUGUUGGAAUAGAAGUUAUUGUAUUCUUUCAAUGUUGCAGGGCUGAACUGAAAUUUCCUCACUUAAGUACAGUGAGCUGUUCUCUGAAUCCAGGAAUAAAGAAGAAAUGCUUUCGAUUGGACUUUAUCUGUAUAUUCAGGUUUUUACAGUUUCAAUAAAGUCCGAUUUCAUUUUUUUACAAUUCAGCAUUUUCUCUAUUUUAUUUUGUGUGUGUGUGUGUAUUUGGUUUUGAAGCACUGUUUUCAGAAAGCACUUAUUCCAGAUUCAGAUCGUCUCAGUGUCUUCCACGCUGUUCACCACAACAACUACUGAAUGUACAUAAACUGCUGUUUGCCUUGCCCAAACUGAAUUGUGUGAAUAAAUGAUUAUCAUGUCCUUGUUUAUUUUUAAGCAUUAGUAUCCAUGUUCUGGUUGUUCAUUUGCUUACAUUUUUGACUGCUGAGAGUUUAAUAAAGAUCUGCUCAAUA
Molecule: messenger RNA, 4046 nt
Organism: Neoarius graeffei (lesser salmon catfish)
Lineage: Eukaryota; Metazoa; Chordata; Actinopteri; Siluriformes; Ariidae
Gene: asb7
Product: ankyrin repeat and SOCS box containing 7
Exons: 5
Coding region: 448-1404 (318 amino acids)
Biological process (GO): intracellular signal transduction
Molecular function (GO): protein binding
Source: RefSeq, a predicted model, not a curated record